Messenger RNA from Cylas formicarius (sweet potato weevil), 2699 nucleotides. RefSeq names its product sodium/hydrogen exchanger 6 (gene Nhe3). Gene Ontology annotation, molecular function: sodium:proton antiporter activity. The record is from RefSeq and is a predicted model, not a curated record. NCBI's taxonomy places the organism in Eukaryota, Metazoa, Arthropoda, Insecta, Coleoptera, Brentidae. Gene Ontology annotation, biological process: sodium ion transport; regulation of pH; proton transmembrane transport. The transcript has 12 exons. The coding region runs from base 178 to 2133 and encodes 651 amino acids. Gene Ontology annotation, cellular component: recycling endosome; membrane.
GUGUGUAGCAGUUGUUUUGUUUGUGACGGACUUGAAACGUCAAAAGAGUUGAAAAUCAUCUGAUAUAGACAUACAAAUAUUGGUGGUUUUACCAUUUAAUAACAAUUAUUGCGGUUUUAGAAAUUUUAGAAAACUAUUGAACACAAAGCAUUUCAGCUUUGUUGUAUAAUAUUGAAAAUGAAGAACAAAUUGUUAUUUGUGUAUUUUCUUAAAUGUUUUGCAAAUUUUGUUGAUGCUGCUGCUUCCGACAUCCAAUUAGACGCAAAAGCACAAUCUACUCAUCGGAUAGACAGUUUAAAUUUGCUAUCCUACACUCUUUUGUUGAUAUUGACUGUGCUGACAAUUUGGCUGUUCAAACAUCGCAGGGUUAGUUUCCUGCAUGAAACAGGUCUGGCUGUUAUAUAUGGUUUAAUUGUGGGUGCAAUCAUUCGCUAUUGUGGCAGUUCAUCUCAGUUGCUCAAUUUGGAUGUAUAUACAAAUCAAACUCAAUAUAACUCCAGUCUACCACCUGAUACGCUGUCCCUACAUCUUCCAAAACCAAAUUCUAAAACCAAUACAACAUAUCAAUAUGUAUUUCGCAAUGAAAUUGAUAAUGUUCAAGAAAAUCUUAUUGAUCUAAAAGCAACGUUCGAUCCAGAAAUAUUUUUUAAUAUUAUUCUACCUCCUAUUAUAUUUCAUGCUGGAUAUUCUCUAAAAAGGAAAUACUUUUUUCGUAACCUUGGUGCCAUACUAACUUUUGCAAUAAUCGGCACCACAGUCUCCUCUUUCAUUGUCGGUGGACUGAUGUAUGGUUGUGUUCAACUUAUGCCUGCAAGACUGGCGGCAAGCUUUACAUUUUUAGACACACUGUAUUUUGGAGCUCUAAUAUCCUCUACUGACCCACUGACAAUCCUAGCAAUCUUUAACGACCUGAAUGUAGAUGUUAAUCUGUACGCUUUAGUAUUUGGUGAAAGCGUUUUAAACGAUGCUGUUGCUAUUGUGCUUAGCGGAUCUAUUCAGCAUUAUGGCAAGAGAUACCAACUUGGAACAGGAGGAUUUGAAAUUAAAGCAUUUUUUCAAGCUGUGGGAGAUUUUUGUGGAAUAUUUAUGCUUUCUUUAUUAAUUGGAGCAUCAAUGGGUUGUAUUACAGCAUUAAUGACUAAGUAUACGAGAGUGAGAGACUUUCCGCUGCUGGAGUCCGCAUUGUUUGUGUUGAUGUCCUACAGCACAUUUUUGAUUGCCGAGGCCUCCGAUCUGACAGGCGUAGUGGCUGUACUGUUUUGUGGAAUUUGCCAAGCCCAUUAUACAUACAACAAUCUCUCGGACGACUCGAGACUUAGGACGAAGCAGAUAUUUGAAUUGCUCAAUUUUUUGGCGGAGAAUUUUAUAUUUUCCUACAUAGGAGUGUCCAUGUUUACAUUCCCAAAACAUCACUUUGACCCGCUUUUUAUAUUAACGGGUUUUAUUUGCGCUGCUCUAGGCAGAGCGGCUAACGUCUAUCCUCUCUCAUUCCUAUUAAACUUGGGAAGGCAUCCGAAAAUUCCCUCAAAUUUUCAGCACAUGCUUUUUUUUGCGGGUUUAAGGGGUGCCAUGUCGUUUGCUUUAGCUAUUAGAAAUACCAGAUCUGAGGCAAGACAAGCGAUGCUAACAACAACUUCUUUAAUUGUAAUAGUAACAGUGAUAAUACAAGGAGGCGCUACGAUGAAUCUGCUGCGAUGGUUGCAAAUUCCGUUAGGGAUAGAUGAAGAAACAGAAGCUUUGUCCGUGAAUGACCAUCAUAGUGUAUACAAUUCUAUGGAGAGGGGCUCUGGGGGUAUCACCCCAAGGGGAGAAUGGACGGAUUUAAACAGAUCCGGCCAGCCAAAAUCUAACGGCAACGACAAAGCUGUUUUAGCAAGAGUUUGGGGAUCUUUUGAUACGAAAUACAUGAAACCCUUGCUCACCCAUUCCCGACCUACUCUCUUGGAAACUUUGCCAGUAUGCUGUAACCCUUUGGCGAGGCUCCUAACAACUACGGAGCAGAUGACUCAGGAAAAUCAAAACAGAGUGAAUUGCGAUUCUGACUCUGAGAUUUGCAUAGAAGAGAGUGAUUUUUCUAGCUCAAUGAGACUUAAUACCAAACCAAUUAAUGCCAUCAGCGGACAUCAAGUUUAGGGAAACCGAAUGGCCGGCGGAAUACUUAUUUUUAUCUAGUCACUGCAAAUAUAUUCCAGCAUCUUAAUUUUUAUCUCAUUGGAAUGUUUAAAUAUCGUUUAAAAUGUUUGUUGUUUAUGAUGUUUUGUUGUUAAGGUAAAUUAGGGUGAAAAAAAUAUUGAUCUUGGUCAGCAGUAUUAUAAAUCGGUAAUAAACUUAAUAAGAAGACUUCGCUAUAAUGUACUUGUUUUUAAAGUGAUGCGUCAUGUUUACAAUAAUUUUAAAUAUGUUUAUACUCUUCAACGUUUUUAAACGAGUACUUACUGCUUUCUGGCUGUUUUAUUAAGUAAAGUAAUGUAAAAAUGGUUAACAAUUAAUGGAUAAGUAAUUUUUCAAUUUGAACCAAAAAUGUGGAAUCAGGGCAUCUCGGUAUCUGUGAUAAAUUAGUUCGGAUUUAUUUCAAUUUUAUCCAUUCAGUCUUAAUAAGAUUCUCUUACAUCCUAAUAAAAAAUAUAUUUUGUUGAUUACGCGACUUAACUGUAUUACUGUUUGGGAUUACCGUUCCUUAUUUUUCCUUAAAAUUGUAU